Molecule: messenger RNA, 1424 nt
Organism: Bombus huntii
Lineage: Eukaryota; Metazoa; Arthropoda; Insecta; Hymenoptera; Apidae
Exons: 2
Coding region: 427-1128 (233 amino acids)
Source: RefSeq, a predicted model, not a curated record
ACCCUGUUACUCAAUAAUUGUGACGUCUCCAAUGUAAUCGUAUUUGGAGGUUAUUGUUUCCUUUUUUAUCUACUUUUCUAACGAAAACAAAGAGCACUAUUAAUUGGUAAUGAUAUUAUAAAAGUCCAGAAUUUUUUGAAGCAUUAGCGUAAUCUGUUUAGGAGUCAUACUACCACUUUUAUCGUUCGUAUAGUAGUACACUUUACACAGUUCGAUCAGUUUCGCUCGUCAGUAUACUUUUCGCAUUUAAUGACUUUUUAAACAGCUAAAUGGUAUCACGUACUGUUUAAGCGGAAGUUUGUAUUUUAUCAUUGAAGAUAUACAUAUUAUCUGUAUGUAGUGUAAAUAGCUUUAACCUAACACUCCAUAACAAUACUCUAUUUAUGAAUUUUUUUUUCGUACGUGCGUGUGUGUAAACAAACAGAUAUGGAAAAAUUAACACAUUUAUGGAACGUGAAUCAAUUUAUUACAAAAUUAAAUUGUUCACAAAGUAGAAAUUUGCAAACGUUUUACAUAGAAAGAUGUAGGCAGUAUACGCGUGGAAUACAACCAUCGUCUCAAAAUUUUGGUCCUUCUGUGAUGUGCCCAUAUUGUGGAUCACUUUGGAAUACUAUAGAUCAUAGCAUUAGAUUAUCACGAGGUAAACCACUUUCUAAAUCCAUAAAAAAAAUUGUACACUCUAUGAAUAAUGGUAAGAAAAGAAUACCUGAAGUUCAAAGAAGUUUGGCAGAAAAAUGUUUAAAAAAUAAAAUGAACAAGUUGGUACUUAAAUGCUCAGUUUGUUCAAAAAGUACAAGAAUAUCUUUUAAUAAACCACAAAGGGAAAAAGUACAAAAAAUUAGGACAGAAAGUAUUGAAAGAUCAAAAAAACGGAAGAAGAAGAGGACCAAGGAUAGAACAGCUGGCUUAAAUGUUUCUGGAAUUUCAAAUUUGAAUGAGAAAAAUGUUCAAACCGAGGAAUUGAAAGAAACCAACAUAAAAAAAGUUAGGAGCACUGCAAAUUUUAUUACACCAACUCAACAGAAAAUAAAAAUGAUUAAUAUAGAUCGAUUAAAAAACAUAAUAAAUCAAGGUGCAACACCUCCAAAAAGGAAGAGUUUACAUAGUUUCUUAACAGAGCUUUGUUGAAAAUUAGUUUAUUGUUAAAGUAUUUUAUAAAAUUUUCUAUAAACACAAAUUCACGUUUAUUACAUAAAAAACAUCUGUAACCCUUUUAUACAUAAACCAAAAAAAGAAGAUAGCGAGAAGAAUAAAAAAAUUGAUAUUUUAGUUUUCAAGUUCUAUACUAAAAGACUGAUUACUUUUAUACAUUAAAUACUAAACAAUUUUCAAUCUUUGUUUACUUUAAUCGUCAAUAAUUGUUCUCUACAUCACUGUCCAUAUGAUAAAAUAAAUACACUAUACAUGAUGUAUUAGAAGCGGAA